This is a messenger RNA of Solanum stenotomum, 1299 nucleotides long. RefSeq lists its product as uncharacterized. The transcript has 2 exons. Lineage: Eukaryota; Viridiplantae; Streptophyta; Magnoliopsida; Solanales; Solanaceae. Bases 1 to 1299 code for a protein of 432 amino acids. Gene Ontology annotation, molecular function: nucleic acid binding. The record is from RefSeq and is a predicted model, not a curated record.
AUGAUCAAAGAUUUUGGAGGACUAUAUUGCAAGGAUCAUCAAGCUAUUGGUGAAUGGCUUUUGGAAGAAAGCAAAGCAGGGCGUCUUCGAUAUGGGUCUGUAAAGCAAGUUGCAGAGUUAUUUCACACUUCGGAAAGUACGAUCAAACGAAUUUGGAGACAAACAAGAUUAUCUCUUGAUAAUGGAACUAUAUUAAAUCUUUCACCGAGACUUGUUGGUACAGUUGGGAGAAAACGAAUUCAAAUCGAUUUUAAUCAAAUAAAAGAAAUUCCUCUUUAUCGUCGAACAAAUAUUCGAUCUUUAGCAUAUGCGGUCAACGUGUCAACAUCAACUCUUUUUCGACGUAUCAAAGAAGGUGCUAUAAGGGCGCACACAAAUGCUAUAAAGCCUCAUCUGACAGAGAAUAAUAAAAAGGUAAGGGUUCAAUUUUGUUUAUCAAUGCUUGAUCCGGAUACUCUUCAUUCGAAUCCAAAAUUUUCAGAUAUGUUCAAUUAUGUUCACAUAGAUGAAAAAUGGUUUCUUCUAUCUAAGAAAUGUGAACGGUACUAUCUCCUCCCAGAAGAACUAGAGUCUAAUCCAUAUAGAUCAUGUAAAAGUAAGAACUUCAUCACCAAAGUUAUGUUCAUGGCUGUUGUUGCACGUCCUAGAUUUGAUCAAAAUGGAGUUGAAUUGUUCUCGGGAAAAAUAGGGAUCUUUCCUUUUGUGGUCAAGGAGGCAGCCAAGCGGAAUAGCAAAAAUCGAGCUACAGGAACUUUGGAAACAAAACCUAUUUUAUCUAUGACUAAAGAUAUCACAAGGAAUUGCUUGAUCGAAAAAGUUCUUCCAGCAAUUAGAUCAAAAUGGCCAAUUUCAGAGUCAAAUACUCCCAUUUUCAUCCAACAAGAUAACGCAAGACCUCAUAUUGAUAUAAAUGAUAUGGAAUUUAACGAAGCUGCUCGAGAAGGUGGAUUUGAUAUCAGACUUUGCUUUCAGCCUCCUAAUAGCCCGGAUUUAAAUGUUUUAAAUCUUGGAUUCUUUAGAGCCAUUCAAUCUCUUCAAUAUCAAAAGGCUCCUUUAACCAUUGAUGAGUUGAUAAAUGCAGUUGAAACAUCUUUUAACGAAAUGAAAUGGGAGCGACUCAAUCACGUGUUUCUAACUUUGCAAGCUUGCAUGAUUGAAGUGAUGAAAGCUAAAGGAGGGAACAACUAUAAAGUGCCACACAUGAUGAAAGAAAGAUUAGAACGAGAAGGAAAUCUUCCGAUUCAACUUUCUUGUGAUAUUGACAUUGUCAAUGAAGCUAAUGCUCUGCUUCAAGUGUGA